Messenger RNA from Dicentrarchus labrax (European seabass), 8226 nucleotides. It is a transcript of the gene igsf3, whose product is annotated as immunoglobulin superfamily, member 3. The record is from RefSeq and is a predicted model, not a curated record. Lineage: Eukaryota; Metazoa; Chordata; Actinopteri; Moronidae. The transcript is spliced from 9 exons. The coding region runs from base 1132 to 4302 and encodes 1056 amino acids.
GAACAGGAAGUCGGGAAACAAGGAUAUAACCUUGGAAGAGCGGUGGCGGCGGCGGACGGUUUCUCCCUGGGACCGGAUCACAGCGCUGUCAGACACAUUAGAAUUAAGCAGCGGUGUUUUUAACUAAAGUAUCUUAUUAUGUCCUUGUUAGGCCGUCCCUCUUUGUAGACACCUAGGCGCGUUUUAGAAAGAGGACACACUGGCUCAGGUGCAUUGGUGCUACAAUAGAGAGAGAGAGAGAGAGAGAGAGAGAGAGAGAGCGGUGGGCUUUUUUUUGGAAGUGAAAGUGUUCAUUGAUUAAUCUGAUGUAUUGUGUCAGAGCACAAAGCCUUGUCUGCCUCAUCUAGAGCGCCCGCCCAUUGGGCUUUCUGCGGAGCGAUAGUGGGAGAUUGAUUAGAGUCUCCGGGAUUUCCGUGGAGAGCGAGAGAGAGAGAGAGAGACAGAGCCUGCUUGGACCGCGGAUUUGCUCUCCCACCCAUCAGUGACGGGGAGGAGAAAAACCAUAGCAAAGACUUAAUUUCAGACUCUAUAGCACCAGCGCUCCCAGAUCGCCUGUAUUCAUUUAGUGUCCUGUCUCUAAAGCAGGUUUUCCAAAAUAAGCGCAAGUCACGCUGGACUUUUUUUUGUGUGUGUGUGUCUUUUUUUCCCCCGAGGAGGCUGUGAGUGUUGAAUCGCCUCCGCAGUCUCGGAUGCGUAGUAAACGGAGAGUGGGUUGGGUCGCUCAGGCGCCUGGCACAUAAGCGCACGUCGUCAGCGAUAAAAGCAGAUAGGUGAGGGUGAAAGCGAGGGGGAGAGACACCCGAAGCUUUGUUUUUUUUAUUUUUUUCCUCCUCCCCCCCUCCGCCACCACAAGCAGGAGGACACCGGAGAGGUGAGUCGGACACCGCCGGACUCACCGGUUGUGGAUUUGACUCUAAACCCCGGCCGCUUUUGUCGCUCGGGAUUCGUAGACCUCCUUUUUUUCUUUUUUUCUCCUCUCCAUCUCCUGCUUUCUGAUUCAGGACCACCGGUUUGAUCACAUUGUCAAAACCCGACCAGACAUCAUCAUCAUCAUCACCUCCUCCUCAUCUAAAGGGAAUAUUGGAAGUGAAUCUGCGGGGCAACACACACACACACACACACACACACAGAAUGGCAACCGGUGCGCUCCUGCUCGCCUGCGCGCUGCUCGCCGGUUUUGCUGCGGCUCAGAGGGUGGUAACGGUGCAAAGUGGACCGCUGAUACGGACUGAGGGCUCUCAUGUGACCAUCUGGUGCAACGUGACAGGCUACAAAGAGGGCGUGGAGCAGGACUUUGAGUGGUCCAUGUAUCUACCAUCAGUGCCGGACAGGGAGAUCCGCAUCGUCAGCACGGCUCAGCCAAACUAUGCCUACGCCGUUUAUGCCCAGAGGGUGAAUAGUAAAGAGAUCUUUGUGGAGAGACUGUCCCGCGACUCAGCUGUGCUCCACAUCACCAAAGUGCAGGCCAAGGACCAGGGUCUGUUUGAGUGUUACACACCCAAUACAGAUGGCCGGUACUUGGGAUCCUACAGCGCACGCACUAACCUCACUGUAAUCGCCGACUCGUUGACAGUAACAGCACCAGCCCAAACUCUGUCCAAGGUCGAAGGCGACACACUACAGCUCAACUGCGAGGUGUCUCGGACCACAAUGCAACACACUCACUUAUCAGUUGGCUGGUACCUGCGGUCCCCAGAGGACGCGGCAGCCCCGCCUCAGGAGCUGGUCACCUUGUCAAGGGACUUUGUUCUGCGCUCUGGGGGACCGUACCGGCAGAGGAUGGCAGCAGGGGACCUCAGGCUGGAUAAAACCAGCGCUACGGCCUACAGGCUGACCAUUCACAAGCUGCAGCCAGUGGACCAGGGUCUGCUCUACUGCCAGGCUGCCGAGUGGAUCCAGGACACAGACGGCAGCUGGUUUGCCAUGACACGCAAGCAGAGCGACAAGACUCAGCUUCGCAUUCAGCCCACUGAUCGGGACUUCAGCAUCCAGGUGAGCACGGAGCGACGGUCCUUCACGGCCGGUGAGCCGCUGGAGCUUCGCUGCACCAUCGAGGCCCAGAAUGUGCCAGAGCGUUUCUUCUCGGUGUCGUGGGUCUUCAGCAGCUCACCGGUGGCCGUGGUGGGCCCCAGUGCCGUGCCUGUCCUGGGCCCCGAUUACGUCGCCCGUGAGGCGACUGGUCACAUGACAGUGCGCAAAGAGAGCACCAACGUGCACCUGCUCAAGUUGCAGCACCUACGCCCCGAAGAUGCUGGGAAAUACAUCUGCCGUGUGACGGAGCGGGAGAAGACACCCACAGGAGACUUCAUCGACCGCAGCAAGAGGUCACGCAAUGUCCAGAUCACAGUCCAGCCACUCAAGAGCAACAUCACAGUGGCAUUGUCCAGUAACUCCUCAGAGGUCCUAGAGGGCGAUGUGAUCCAGUUGACCUGCUCGGUCUACUCCACUUCAGGCCCCUUGUCUAUUGCCUGGCAGUGGACAGACAAGCAGGCAACUGGACCGCCCCAGGAAGUGGCCUCUGUGGAUCGGGAUGGCACUGUAUGGCACAGUUCUGCCUACAGAGAGCGCUCCAGCUAUGGGGAGAUACGUGUGGAGAAGGUGCGGGGCGACACGUUCACUCUGUCCCUGUAUAAUGCCAUGCCUGGGGAUGAGGGUCAGUACAGCUGCACAGUCACGGAGUGGCUUCAGACCGGCACGGAACCAGAGCUAAACUGGGAUAAGAUAGGAGAGAAGUCUGCCACCAAGACUGUCACCGUUAAGACUGUUGAGUCCUCCUUCAUGGUGUCGGCCUCAUCACGGACACCAUCCGUUACCUUUGGAGACUCCUUUGACCUGCUGUGCCUGGUCAAGCCUCGCCACAACCCUCGCGUUCCCACCUCAGUCACCUGGCGCUUCAUGCCUGCUGGCACAGAAGCCGACGACGAGGAUCAGGGAGAGUUCAAAGACCUGGUGACUUUCACUCGCGAGGGCACGCUACAGUGGGGCGAGCAGCUGCUAGGGCUGGGUACCCGCACCACAGUGGACCGCUCCCACUCUAACACCAAUUUUCGGUUGUCAGUGACCCGCGCAGGUCGCCGCGAGGCGGGCAAGUACCAGUGCACAGCCGUCCUGUGGAGGAGGAACUACGACAACAGCUGGAGCAGAGUAGCCAACCGCACUUCCAACCUGCUUGGCAUCAGUGUCCUACAACCAGAGAGCAAGCUGCGAGUGCAAAAGACCAACCAGUCUCAGGUGUACCUGGAGGACAGUCGUGUCAGGAUCAACUGCUCCAUCGCGUCCCAGACCAGCCAGGACUCCCAGCACGCCGUGCUGUGGUACGUGAGGCGCGCAACCGGGUCAGAGGCAGAUGAGCUCCUGCUGAGAAUUGAACGCUCGGGGGCCUUUGAGUAUGGCGCCUAUGCAGACGAGGAGAGACUGCGUCGCCGAGUGCAGGCCGAGAGGCUGUCACCCCGUCUAUAUGUGCUGACGCUGAACAGGGCAGAGAACAGUGAUUCUGGAACAUACUACUGCUUGGUGGAGGAGUGGCUGAGUGACCCAGAUGGAGCUUGGUAUCGACUCUCCCGGGAGUCCUCAGGGUUCACGCAGGUUCUUGUCAGACAGCCAGAGGUUCGACUGCAGGUGGAGGAAAUGGACUCAAACGUGACAGUGGAAGAGUCUGGCUCCAUCCGAUUGGGCUGUAGCAUUCCCUCCCAGUCGUCCCGAGACUCCCGCUUCUCCGUGUCCUGGUACGUGGACCGCUCUGAAGAUGAGGAAGAUGAGGACCAGCCAGGUGAGGAAGAGAGAGAGCGGGAGUGUGUGUUCUCCAUCGGCCAUGAUGCCGUUUUCGGAAAUGGAAACUGCAGUCCCAGAGAGGAGGCUGGGCCAAAUUCCCGCCUGCAGUUUGAGCGGAUGACCUCUGACCAGUACAGCCUGACCAUUCAAGGAGCACGGCCAACAGACGCAGGCCGAUAUUAUUGCCAUGUGGAGGAGUGGCUACUCAACCCUCGCAAUGCGUGGUACCGACUGACCACUAACAACUCUGGGUUCACUAUCGUCAAUGUGCUGCAACAAGUGUCCUCCCUCCAGUCAGUGGUGUGCUCCAACGACUCCCUCUUCUACUUCGUCUUCUUUUACCCCUUCCCCAUCUUCGGCAUCCUCCUCAUCGCUGUGCUGCUGGUGCGCUACAAGAGCCGCAACAACAGCAAGAGCCAAGAAGGCAAGAACGGCGCCCCCCUCCUGUGGAUUAAAGAACCUCACCUCAGUUACUCUCCCACCUGUCUGGACCCACCUGCGCUCAGCCUACACCCUGGCUCCGUCGACUAAGCGAGGGUCCCGGCCCCCCCCCCCUCCCCUCCCCUGCCUCGUGCACAUAGCGGAUCCAGCCAACACAAUGCCAGGGAGCAGAUCUGGACUCCACCUUCAGAACUUACUGUCGUUCACUGCUGUGUUGAAUUAGUCAAUCAGUUGAUCAGUUUAAAAAUUCCUACCCUGGUGGCUGCCUGUUUAAGUUAACAACAGUGUUUGUUUUGCUCUGUGUGUGGGUGUGUGUGUGGAUUAGAAUGGGUGUGCCAUGUUAGCACGAUUAAUUGUACGAGUGCGAAUUGAAGGGCGAGAGAGUAUCACGAGCCUCUCUCAUUUUUGUUUUCUGUGAAACUUAAUCUCAUAGCUGCAUUUUAAUUUUUAUUACUCUGAAUAUUUGUCUAUUUUUCAAAAGAGAAGAAAAAACUGCGCACAUGGAGAUCACUGGCCAAUCCGGGAAGAACAUUUAAGAGAAGGAACUCUAUAAUCAACUCCGGCACUGAGUGGAUGCCAAAAAAAAGUCUCCGCACUGAUCCAAGAGCAGCCACAGCCUGGCCCACUAUGUUGGUUGCCAUAGUGAUUCUCUGCGCCCACUGACUCCGUAGCUGAAGACUUGGUUGCCAGCCUGCAUAGAGACAAAGGCAAGGACACACAAGUCUGUGUCCUAAGUGAGGAUGUGUGUAUGUGUGUUGGCCCACCUGCCUCCACAAUGAAUUUGCCUUGGCAGACAGAAACAGGUCCUCGUGCGCCACUUAAACACUGCCAGACACUCUGGCCUUAGUGAGAGACUGCUCCGCUCUUUUCUUCUGUCCUCCUCCUUUCUAAAAAGAGACGGUGAGAGAAAGAGGGAGCAAUGUCGGAAAUGAUGGAGAAUAAAUGAACAGUCCUCUCCUGCUGGAGAUAUACGUACUUUGACAUAAGUAUAAUCUUUUUUUUUUUUUUAGUGCCAAGACCUCCUUAUUUCCACUCUGUCCUCUGUGGCUAAUGUUUGAAGUUUUAAAGAGAGGGGGAGAAAGCUGAUUGGUUUUUGAGGCAGAUUGUAAAUAUAUCCGCUCACCUCCUGCUGUGAGUUUAUGGGCCUUGUGGGCAAAAGGGUGAUUUGUACACUCAUGUUACAUCAGUUGAAUUGUCCUGUUUAAUUUACACUUUGGAGGUAACUGACUGCAAUUAAAUUCUUGCAUAUUUCUUUAAGUUGCCCAUACAACCACCUCAUCCUGUCUUUGAAAGAUAUCAGAAGCUCAAAAGAUGCACAUUAGUUUAAAAGAAGACUUUUGAUUUGUUAAGCGCCACACUAAAGAUUACCAAUGUGUAGAUGUGUAGUGAAACCCUCUAAAAAUGUUAUCUGCACAUUAUAAGAAAACAAAUUGAUGGGCAAAUGUUUGACUUUUGUGUUUAUUUUAAAGAUUUUUCUAUUUAUUGUUUUAUACUACUUUGCAUAGCUUUGUAAGAUUUUUCUUUUUGCUUUGAAAUUCUCUAAGAACUGUGCUGCUUGUGUUGCCAGGCAACUGCACCAAGCAGAUUAUGUCAAUAGCCUGUGUGUUGGCAGUGUGGUAGAUGUACAAAUGCUAGAUUUGUCCUGCGCAUUGCAGUCUGUAGCAUUUCACACCAGAUUGUUAAGUUUGGUCAGUGUCAUAACACUGUAUAUCUAUACCUAUAAUGAAAAUUACUGUGGCUUUACAUGUACAUUAGUUGAACAGACAAGUCACAAAAAUUAAUUCACGUAAUGCUUUUUGCUUGAGUCGCGUUUAUUUAGUGAAAAUGUGAUGUAACACCUAGGUAGGAUGUUUGAUCAAAGACAGCUGAAGCUGAACUGUUGAAACGUCUUCUAAUCAUGGAUUCUAGCUAAAGGCGUCAUCCUCGGCUCCCCUGACGCAAGGCAGAAGGGUUGAAAAUCGGUGUCACCUUCCCUGGAAUGCAACUGCCAGGAGAGGUGUGAAAUCCUCCACCCGACCUGGUCCUAACCCUUUCACUGCCAGACUGGACAUGAAAACUCUUGAAAACCUUGACAUUGUUGUCUCAAUUGUGUCAACAUGUAUAUUGCAUGACAAUACUGCAGGAGGAAUUUUGAUGUUUUGUAAACUUUGAACUCUUUGAGCAUUGUGUUUGUGUGACAGAGCAGUGCCCAACCCCCCCCCCGACUUCCUGAGCCAAGAGUCAACACAAAGCCCUGUCCCUCGUCAUUUUUAAUAUUUGACUGCCAUUUCCAGAUGCCCCUUGAACCUGUGAAGUAAUCUAUUUCAAGAAUGGGUGUUGUGGAGAUUGUGUUUGAUAUUAUUGCUCAUAUUCAUUUCAUAUUGUCUUUUUAAUGCUUUGCUUUUAUGCAGCACUUCAUUAAACAGAUUUAUGUAAAAAGUACGUAGCUGAUACUGACACAAGCCACUGAGUUCUGAGAUUUCAGCCUCCUGCACUGUUCUUGAAGGUAACCAGCCCAAGGCUGGUGCUAUUUAGUCAGUGGUUGUGAAUUAAGCUACAAUUAAAUGUCUUCAAAAAGGAAAAAAAAGAACCCAUCGAUUAGCUGCCCGUCUACUUGUUGUUAACCUUUUGUUUACAAGUGUUUUCACAAAAGUAGUAUUGAUGUGGAUAAAUAAUCAUUAGCAGAGAAUUAGGAUGGUGUGCACAUUUAACCUCAGUUGGGUACAAGGUGCCGGACAUAAGCAGCAUAUGGUAAAAGUUAAGUAGUGCACCCAGUGAAUAUGGCAAACUCCCAAGAAGUUGUAAGGCAACAUCUCAACCAUCAAAGUCUUUAUCAGGCAAACAUCCACAUUAGAGAAAACCGAAACUGACAAGAAGAAUUUGAGGAACACAUAAGCCAAAAAGUUAUCCACUAUAUACACAAACUCACAUGGCAACUAUGCUAAAACUGUCUAAAAACCUAUGCAGGGUAUAUGUAUAUAUACAGUAUAAUACACAUUUUUGACAAAUGUACAAUAUUGUGAUUGUGCAUGAGAAAAUCAAUUUGUAAAUAGUCUUAGUUUUUUGUGAUCUCCUCGUUGUAGGUGGAGUUGUCAUUUUCUCUGUAUAUAUGGCCUGUUUUCCUCACACAUGGGUGCCCAACAAAGACCUUGGUGGUCAAAAUGUUGCCUCAUUAAAUUGCAGUAUUCAGUGUGUGGACUACCUCUCUUUUGCCAUUAUAAACAGUCUUUUGCCUCCCGUUGUUAUUUGAUGUGACUUGCGAGUGCAAGUCAAAGGUAUAUAUAUCAAAACUGCAGGAAAGCCCUUGUGUGCAUUUCCAGGCCCCAGUAUCACCAGGAAUAAUUGAUAGAGCUGUUGGAAAGGUCUUAUGCGAUUUGACAGUAAUGGUUGCAUAUCUUAUUGACUUCCAUUUGCAUUGGCAGUAAACGCUAAUGGGGAGCUGAUUUCAGUUUUUCAUGAGCAAAACUACGGGAGCUUGUUUGUCGGUUGAAUGAUUGCCUUUUAUAAAUCUUAAACAUUCCCAGAGAUGCAGGUUGUGUAAAUGGUGCCACUGAACAGCUGCUUCAACUUCAGUGUGUACAUCACAUAUAAUCUUACACUUACUUCAUGCAAAAUUCAUUUGACUUUUAGACUUGAGCCAGGAAGUGCAGGGCGUGGUCGCGGUGUGUGUCAGAGCGCUGCCGCUAUCGCUGGAGCUUGAACAGUUGAACUCUGAAUGAUGUUUUUUGUAGUAAUAAUAUUAUUACCAUCCAUAGCUGCCUCCCAAGAUUCCUCCAGACGUUCUGACAGUGUUGUAGCUGCGUUUUGAGGGCUGCAUGUAUUGGCUGUGUGCUGGCUCCAGAAUUUAGGUGUAAAAUAGUUUGUGGUGAUGUUUUCAGUUUCAGCCAGUGAUGCUUUAUUUUCAGUGAUGUAUUUUUAUAUGACCAUGGUUUAUUUUCUUUUUUCUUUUGUUAUUCUAUCGAAUAGUUGCCACCGUGACCAUUAAAAAGGCACUUUGCUAUUGUCAGUUUAUUGCAAUAAAAUACAUUAAGUGCA